GUAGCGUGAGCUAAACAUACAAGGGAGGGAGCUCACGUGAACCUAACCCCGGCCCAGAAUACGGGCCGACGGCGGGGUAAAAUGGUUCGUCUUGUCUUUUUCCACCCCUGUCUCCGAGUCUGGGGUUGCAUCUGGGGUUCUGGGGUUUGUCCGCGCGGCCUUUCCUCUUCCCCCAAGCCAAGACUUUGCGAGUUUCUGGGGCACAUUGACCUACUCACUUGGCAUCAACUUGGCAACAUGGAAGGGAGACCAGGGUCAUGGAUGACAUCUGGACCUUCAAACCGACUACCGCAAAGAUGAAUGGCAGUUGAGGGCUUGGUACCUGAUGCCGAGGCGCGUGUGGAGGACGCGGAGCGGGACGCAAGAGCCAAGCAAAAGCCAAGAUCAGAGACUAAAGCAGG
Messenger RNA from Colletotrichum acutatum, 401 nucleotides. RefSeq lists its product as uncharacterized. The transcript has a single exon. The record is from RefSeq and is a predicted model, not a curated record. Bases 82 to 300 code for a protein of 72 amino acids. Lineage: Eukaryota; Fungi; Ascomycota; Sordariomycetes; Glomerellales; Glomerellaceae.